GCGACGCGCUGUUUGUCGGAUGUUUUUUUUUUUUACCCUCUUUUUUUCCCCUCCCUCCCCCCCCGCUGCUCCGAAUCCGCUUGACGAAACUACUUUUUUUAUUUAUUUUUUUCUACCGGCGAGACGUCGGCUCCUUUCGUCCGCAACGGUUCGUUUUUUGAGUCAGUUGUAGCCGGGCUCGCUGGCUGAGUACCGUUACCCAGCGCAACAGUUGCCAACUUAAGCAAACUGUCGUAAAACUCGCCCAACUGUUGCUCCGAACCAAGCGAAAUGGACUCCGAAACCAGCGGCUAGCGGGGAGCCGGCCGUUUUUACCCGGUCCUCGGUUACUUGUAACCGUUUUAAUGUGGCUUCGGAGUCGGCGGCUGUAGGGACUGUUGAAGUCGCCCAUGUAUAUGUUAACAUAUCGCCUCCGUCUGUAUGAAUUAGGGGUUGUUUUUUUUUUUUAAAAAGCCGCAAGUCAAGAUGCCGGGGGACUCGUCGAUGAGCUUCAGCUUUCUCAACAGGACGUGCAAGCUGGUCGUGCUCCUCUGUUUCCUCCACAUAUCGGUCACGUUGAUUUUCUACGUGACGUCUCUGGACGUCCGAUUCGCCUUUGUGCAACAUCAGCAGUCGCGGAGGGUUUCCAGCUUUGCCAGAGCGAGUAACCUGACGUCGAGAGACGUCGUAGCCCCGAGGAGAGCCGCCACAGCCUCCUCGCCGGCGGAGGGAGGAGACACCCGGGAUGAAGUGCCUGCCGCGGGCGGAGAGGAGGAGGAGAAGAAAGUGACAAAUGCCAAGAAGCUGGAGCGCUGUCCCGACGCGUCGCCUCUGCUGAUCGGCCCCCUGCGGGUAGAGUUCAGUUCCCCGGUCCCCAGCCUGGAACUGACCAGGAAGGAGAACCUCAACGUGCAGCCCGGUGGCCGGUACCAACCCAAAGACUGUAUUGCCCUGCAGAAGGUGGCUCUUAUCAUCCCCUUUAGGAACCGUGACGAGCACCUGAAAUACUGGCUGUACUAUCUCCACCCCAUCCUGCAGCGCCAGCAGCUAGACUACGGAGUCUAUGUUAUCAAUCAGAAGGACGGGAGCGAGACGUUCAACCGAGCCAAGCUGCUAAACGUGGGCUACAUGGAAGCUCUGAAGGAGUACGACUACAACUGCUUCAUCUUCAGUGACGUGGACCUCAUCCCCAUGGAUGACCGCAACAUCUACAAGUGUUUCAGCCAGCCCCGCCACCUCUCCGUGUCCAUGGACAAGUUCGGCUUCAAGUUGCCGUAUCACCAGUACUUCGGCGGUGUGUCGUCUCUGAGUAAGGAGCAGUAUCUGAAAAUCAACGGCUUCCCCAACAACUACUGGGGCUGGGGGGGCGAGGACGACGACAUUUAUAACAGGGUGGUCUCUAGGGGCAUGUCCAUCUCCCGGCCCAGUGGCGAGCAGGGGAAAUGCAGGAUGAUCCGACACAACAGAGACGAGAAGAACGAACCCAACCCACAAAGAUUUAAUCGUAUCGCGCACACCAGAGAGACCAUGGACAAGGACGGAAUCAACUCGUUGUCAUACAAAGUCGUGAAAACGGAGAAGGAACAGCUGUUUACCAAAAUCACAGUGGAUGUGGGGAAGCCCUGAGCAAACAUGCCACAGCUGGGCGAGACAUUAACGACUGUGGAGACAGUCAAAACCAAAACGUGCCUUCACACUUGAAAGGAGGGAUUGGGGGUCUUGUUUGGACCACUGUGUCCAAGGGGGACUGAGAACAUCAGCCCAGACAUGCUUGGUGUUCCUGGUUUUUUGGGUUUUUUUCUACCUUUUUUUUUCUUUUUGUCAGUCUUUGCACACCUGGAUGGAUGUAAAACGGGCAUUCACAGCCUUGUUCUUCUUUGCUGGGAGGUGAUGGCGGGGCACACACCGGACGCCGGCUGUGCUCUGGUUGCCCAGUCGGUCGACCACUGCUCCUGCAUGAGCCAUUUUGUCUGAGUGAAUGUUUGUUGGGACAAUCGGUUCAUCUCCAGUCACACACACGGACAACGACGGAGGCGUCCUCUUUUAAUCGGUCAUCAAAUCACUGUGCGGGAGAACAGAGGGAUGUCCGCCAUAUUCCGUGGGAGUUUUUUUUUGUUUUGUCUUUGUGUGUGUCUGUUUGUGCGUGUGUGGCUAACUUGAUCCGCCGGGCGUCUGCGUUAGGAUAAACCCAACUCUUAGAAAGUAUGUCACUAUGAAGUGGUUGGGGUCCGGACAUAUCCGUCACUGAAACGACAAAAAAACAAACCGAAACUCAAAGCUAUGAAGGAUGAGAUCCUGAUCUGUCGCCGCCAAGCUGACGUCCGACAGGCCUUCCAAAGUUCAAGCAAAAACUGUCUUUUCGUUGAUUGAGGCAGACAUUUUAUUGUCAUUGUACGUGCACACAACGAAAUUCGUUGUGUGCACGUACACGUCUGUGAAGGUUGUUCCAUCCCCCGCCUUUUAAAAACUGAACACGAAUAUUCUUGAAUCAUGUGACUGGCUGAAUUUACCCCUGUCCUGGACAGUGUGUGUGUGUGUGUGAGAGUGUGUGUGCAUGCACGUCAUGCUGGUGUGUGAUGGGGAUGAGUUGUUAUGAAUUAUGCUGGAGGUGACUAGCUUUAUGUUUUACCAGUUAUUGUUUUAGCUCGGGGCGGCUGCAGAGAAACACGUAAUUGUGUCUCGCGUCUAAAAAUAAAUCAUGUCUUGGGUUCAAGUCCAACCUGGUUUCUGUUGAACUGAGAAGAGCUGGGAGACUAUCUGUGAUAAUGGGGUGCGGUUGGACACCCACAGAAUCCAACGGGGGAAGAAAAAAAAAGGUUUUAAUCCCAGUAAACUAAAGAAAGGUUCGUGGUAAAGCGACUUUGCUGCAUCAGGUCAUCGUCUUGGAUGUCCUGGUUUUUCUCAAUACGUUAUCGUCAUAUGUUGUAAAGGUGCAGCUCAGUAGCGAGAGGCUUUGUAACCAGAACAGGAAGUGACCGCGGCUUCCUGUUAAGUUAAAUACUGUUCGGUCCCGUUGGUCAAUGCAAGAAUGGCUGCCCAAGUUCCAGAUGCGGCAGCCGCUGCGGACCCGCCUUUUUCACCACUGUUACCCGGCUGUUCGUUCCGAAUCAGUCAAGUUCGCCACUGAGAGGCCUCGUCAGCCUUUUAACUUGCCUCCAUUUCCCCCGAGUGUCUUCCUCUCUUGGUUUUUUAGCAGCGCACAUAAAAAAGAAUUGUAAAUUUGCCACCAUUUUGCCUUAAAAGACUCUAUGCACUUAGCAGCAAUAAACCCGAACCCUUACCGUGGUGAGGGGUGAACGAAACACAAAGUAAGUGUGGAGCGUUCCCAUGAUGCUCUUUGCUUGGUGAUGGAUGCUGAGCUGAGCCAGUCGAAGUACAACUCGCACAUUCAACCCCUGUUGUUGUUCCAGCUGUUGCAUGUGCGAGCCCUACGGGUGAUUGGUUUCCCAGCAGGUUAUAUUCACUUUCUACUCAAACGCCAUCUUUUUGUUGUGCCGCAUUGCCCAACAGCCGACAAUAGCCUUUUGAUGAGAAGGCCAACUUGUUGUUCAGGCUUCUCCAAGCGUGAUCGUCUAAAGCUUCUUCCUCUUUCACUUCUGUGCUUUUUAGUCCGCUUUGUCUUCUUGUGGUAUCAGAAUCUGUUGUACGUUUUUUUUCUUUUAUAAGUGUGUUUGGAUGCAUGUCGAGCUUUUCCCGCUCUGUAAUUUUUUUUUCUUUCUAUUUUUGCCAAAGGGGUGUUGAGAGAAAUUCAUCAGAGUAAAUCUUUAUCUUUAGGUAAUAAAUUUGUUGGUUGAA
This is a messenger RNA of Lampris incognitus (smalleye Pacific opah), 3774 nucleotides long. It is a transcript of the gene b4galt1l, whose product is annotated as DP-Gal:betaGlcNAc beta 1,4- galactosyltransferase, polypeptide 1, like. The transcript has 6 exons. Gene Ontology annotation, biological process: protein N-linked glycosylation; carbohydrate metabolic process. Gene Ontology annotation, molecular function: beta-N-acetylglucosaminylglycopeptide beta-1,4-galactosyltransferase activity; cytoskeletal protein binding. NCBI's taxonomy places the organism in Eukaryota, Metazoa, Chordata, Actinopteri, Lampriformes, Lampridae. The coding region runs from base 466 to 1605 and encodes 379 amino acids. The record is from RefSeq and is a predicted model, not a curated record.